UUCACCCUUUCGUCAUUUUCGUCAGAUCCAAGAGAGAGAGAGAGAAAUUAGAAAAAGAUCUUGAAACGAUGCCGUACUACACCAAAGACGAGGACGAAGUCGACGAUUUCGACGAGUUCGAUCCGACGCCGUACAGUGGAGGCUACGACAUCACCGUGAUCUACGGCCGUCCGAUCCCUCCUUGCGACGACACUUGCUACCCUCUCUCCUCCGCAGCGGAUGAAGAUUUCGAGUACGAGAGACCUGAAUUCACCUCGUACCACGAUCCUUCCGCCUACGCCGAAGAAGCUCUCAACACCGAGUACAGCAGCUACUCCCGCCCCAAGCCCCGUCCCGGUUUUCGACCCGGUUCAGCCGGAGGCGGUCACGUCCAAGGUGAGCGACCCGAUCAGAGUUACGGAUCCGGUUACGGUGGUCAGACGGAGGCUGAGUACGGUAGGAGACCUGAAUCGGGGUACGGCGGAGCGACGGAGACGGAGUAUGGCCGGAGACCUGAGCAGAGUUACGGAUCUGGUGGCUACGGUGGCAGAUCGGAGGUUGAGUCUGGUGGUUACGGUGGCAGAUCGGAGGUUGAGUCUGGUGGCUACGGUGAUAGAUCGGAGGUUGAGUCUGGUGGAUACGGUGGAAGAUCGGAGUCUGGUGGUUAUGGUGGAAGAACGGAGGUUGAGUAUGGCCGGAGACCUGAAUCUGGAUAUGGUGGGAGAUCGGAGACGGAGACCGGGUACGGAUCCGGGUAUGAGAAGAAACCGAGCUUCGGCGAGGAGAGGAGCGAGUAUGAGCGCAAGCCUAGCUAUGGAAGGUCUGAGGAUCAAGAGGAAGGAGGUUACAGGAAGCCUAGCUAUGGGAGAUCUGAGGAUCAGGUUGAGAGCUACAUAAAGCCCAGCAGCUACGGGAGGUCUGAGGAAGAGGAAGGAGGAGGCUAUAGGAAGCCUAGCUAUGGAAGGUCUGAGGAACAGGAGGAAGGGAGUUACAGGAAGCCUAGCUAUGGCCGUCGUAAUGAUGAUGAUGAUGAUGAGGAGCGCAGGAACCGUUCUGGUGAUGAUGAGGAAGGGAGCUAUGGCCGCAAGAAAUAUGGUGGCAAUGACUCUGAUGAUGAUGAGGAGAAGAAGCAGCAUCGUUACAAGCAUCACCACCACCAGAGGCGUCGUGAUGAAGACGAUGACUAAAGCCCUCACUCAGUGCUGGAAUCGAGUGCUUCUACUUAGCUUCAUAUUACUAAAUAAAAAGCUAAGUCAUAUUUAUCUUUGGAUGUUGUUGUUGUGUUUGUUUGAUUCUCUCUAGAUACAGCAGAGUCUGUGUCUGGGUUUGUUUCUGGUUCAUUAUAAGACCUUGAAUUGAUAUCGGGUCAUCAUCAUGAUGUAAACUGUUGCUACUCUGUGUUUCGUUUUUAUGUUAUGGAACUUUUCUCUUUUAUGGCU
Messenger RNA from Brassica rapa (field mustard), 1418 nucleotides. RefSeq lists its product as uncharacterized. Lineage: Eukaryota; Viridiplantae; Streptophyta; Magnoliopsida; Brassicales; Brassicaceae. The record is from RefSeq and is a predicted model, not a curated record. Gene Ontology annotation, molecular function: phosphatidic acid binding.